AUGAAUUCCUUGCGGCAAUCGUGUCGCCCCAAGCACCAGGUGCUGAUUCUGAAGUGCUACCCGCGCCUGCAGAAGGGAUACCGCGAGGAGGAGGUCAAGCCCAACAGCUCCGAGCUGAGCUACCUGCUCUUCUACGCAAGCUCGCGGAGAACCAAGCUGGUCAAGGUCGGCGACUUUUUGGACAAGAGGACCGCCGGGGAUGUUUGGAGGAGCAGAAUCGCGAGCGUCCUUGUCACCCUACAGAUCCUCCAGGCGCUGAUCGAAAAAUGCCCGAAAGACAUCCCGCUCUAUGCGAACAGCGUCCUCAGCGUCUUGCGCACCGUCCUCCGCUCCAAUGAUGUCACCAUGGUCGAGGCAUCCGUGCCCAUGUUCGAGGCCUUCUGCGAACACCAGGAUCCGGCGGCCCUCGCUGCGGACAACGAAUACCUCACCCAGUACGAGGAAAUCGUGCAACUGUACGCGCAGUUCUCAAACAAGGAGGACCAGCAACCCGCGCAGGCUGGUGUACCCCUGAGCUGGCCUGUCGCCAUUCGAUUCCGGAAGGCCGGCCUGCGCGCGGUCAAGGCUGUGGCUGGCUCGGAAAGCUUGAGUGCCGGCAAGCAACUGGAUGUCAUAGUUCCCGUCAUUCUCGUCAACUUGUACGCGGAAAACGGUGCUUACCUGACCCGGCUGGAAAUUCGGGACAAGGAGAAGGAGCAUCAUGACAAGGAGACCGCAUACGCCAGGAGGAAAAGUACGUCGACGGUACCUGGGGAGAAUGAAGGAGACGCACUUGCCGCCUCGGGAACCACGGAGGACGCGGACAAGAUUGCCGAAGAGGAGGCUGGAAUCAUCGCGCUUCAGGCGUUACGGAACAUCUUCACGAUUGUCAGCCGGGACCAGUUACGACGGGCCACCCUCGCAGCGCUGAAGUUCAUUACGUCAAAAACCAAGUCGAGCGAGCAUUUCCCCAACGGCGUCGUCGACGGUUCGUGGCCGGCAGAGCUGUGUGGUAUGAUGUGCAGUUGGGCGCCUGUUCAGGACCGCUACGUUAUCCUUGUCACUGCUUCCAGUUCGCUGGUCCGGAGUAAUGCUGUCGAGAGUGACUUUGAGCGGCAAUACAUCCUGGCCUCGCUCGUCGCUUGGCUCCUCGGCGAUCUGCGCAUCAACUUCAUCGGCCUGAGCGUCAUGGAUGUGCUGGUUGGCUUGAUGGGCCACAUCCUUACGCUCCUGCAAGUGGGCGGCCCUGCUUCUCUCAUGAACGGAAUGGAUGCAAAGGCAAGCAAGGACAGCAUUGCAGCUCCUCAGGAAAGCACCGCCGAUGCCAGCGAGCGGGCGACGACACCAAGCGAAGCGCGACAAAAACUCGUACAACAGCUGAAGAAGUGCGUGUCGAACCUGGCGACGCACAUCUACUACACCGACCAGAUUCCCGACAUGCUUACCGCCGUUCUCUCCCGUUUGAAGCCGGCCGGUGCUCCCAACAACUCCAUGGCUUCCAACACCGCGGCGGCCAUUGAGGAUCCCAGAGGUACCGUCGAGUCGGUGGCCAGCUCAGCACACCUGCACGAGAAUCCGGGCGCGGACAACUUCUUCUCGUUUGAAACAGCGAGAGUGAUUGCUCUGGAGGCUAUCAAGGAUAUUCUGCACAUUGCAAACGCGCAUGGCAAGGAUGUGGCCCGCGGAAAGGGCCACGUCGGUCGGAGCCGCACCGGUGUUGAUACGUGGGAAGGCACGCAGUGGUUGCUCCGCGACCCCGGUCCCAAGGUGAGGAGGGCGUACGCGGACGCACUGCUCGUCUGGUUGGAGUUGGAGCUCAAGAAGACGGACCUCCGAGCAGUGCCCGAGGCCUAUUCCUCCGGCAAGGGCGAGAAGAAGGAGAGGAAGGAGGGCGACAGUCUGGUGCGGAGAGCCGUCAGCAACGCGACCAGCCCGGGCUCACCGAGGGACAAGAGCCCCAGGAGAUUCCGGACGAGCUUCCUCCAGUUGCUUCACCUCGCCGUGUACGAGAACGCGCACCAGUUUGCGUCUGCAAACGGGCUGGAGGCCGACCAGGAGAUUCUGAUUCUGCACCUUCUCUUGACUCGCCUGGUGGCAAAGCUUGGGGUCAACGCUCUCUGCACCGGUUUGCCGAUGGUUUUCCGUCUGCAGGAGGACAUCCCGACUAUCGAGGGCGCAGCGGCGAAGGUUCGCCUUGGUAGUCUGGUCCACGGCUACUUCUGGGCGCUUUCUACCAGCUUCAACUUCGCUGCCAGUCACUCCGGAAUGGUGAUCGGGAACGAGAUCAACCGGCGAAAGGAGGCGGGUAUGUGGUUGGAGGGCGUCUCUGUGCCGCCCGCCGAAUUCAAGGAUAUCGAGUCGGUGGCAGGUCUGAAGGGCUUGCCGGCCGAGGUGGUUGACCACCAGGCGCUCAAGCCAUUCGACAACCGUCAGGAUCUCGUGGAUCACAUUGCGGAGGGAUACACGGACAAUGUUUACUCACCGCCCAACAGCGCCCCCGGCAGUCCUAACCGGUCAUUCUCUGUCUCUCUUAGCAUUCCGAACAUUUCUGGCGGUGGAUUCAUGGAUGAUCACAGGGACUCUCAGCUCCCGAAGUCGAAUGUCCUGCCGCAGAAGGUCAGAGACCAGAUGCUGGAGUCCUGGAACAAGGAAGAGGUGCUCGCGGCCAUGGCAUCAAACCAGGACGCCAGUUCGCAGUCGGGAAGCCUCAGCAUCUCGCACCGGACCAAGCGAGCCCACACGUACUCCUCAGUGGCUACCGCCGGAGGUGACGCGCGGGCAUCGAACGGAUACCUGGGCGUCACCAUCCCCACCGGCCACGUCAGCCCCAUGCCGUCGCCUUCGAUGAUGAACCACUAUCACCGCUCCGCCCUGUCCGGCUUGAACGACGGCAACCGCGGCGGCCCCAACUCGAGCUCGUCGGCGCGCUCGGCCAUCCGCCUCGACGACCUCAAGCGGGUCCUGUCGGAGAAGGGCGAGAACCCGCUGCCCAUGACGCGCCGCGGCCGCAGCGCAGAGGGCGACGACGACGACGCCGGCGACAGCGACAGCAUGGUCUCGGCCGACUUCAGCACCAGCGAGUACAGCUACGCCGCACCGGGCUCCAGCUACAGCCACGGCACCACCGAAGAAGGCGGCGGCAACAGCAAUCAAACGCGCCCACCCCUCUCCACCAUCCCUUCGUCCUCCAUGGGCCUCGACGACGUCGCCGCCGACCCCUACGCCCCGCCCGUCCCGCACAUCCCCGCCGCCUUCGCGGGCGAAGGCACCCCCGCCAUGACGACGACUCCUCCCCCACCACAAUCGUCUGCCGACGCCUCCGCUGCUGCCGCCGACGCGGCGGGCCAGCAGCGCCCCCGCACCGCGACGCAGGGCUCGCGCAACAACAGCCUCGCCGCCGGCGCGGGGACGACGGCCAACGGCACCGCCCGCGCCAGCCGCAGCGUCAAGAGCCGCGCCGGCCAGAGCACCAAGAGCGGCCGCGGCCGGUCCCGGAGCAGGAGCGUGGUGACGACGGGAGGAGGGGGCAGGCGGAUGGACGUGGGCGGUCUGCUGGCUGGGAUAGGCGUGGACGGGGAUGAUGACGAUGAUGACAUUCUUGGUAGGGGGGGUGCUGCUGGGCACGGGGGGAAUGGUGGGGGGUUGUUGGGGGUGGUUAAUGCGCCGUAUUGA
Messenger RNA from Diplodia corticola, 3651 nucleotides. RefSeq names its product protein efr3. The record is from RefSeq and is a predicted model, not a curated record. The transcript is spliced from 2 exons. Bases 1 to 3651 code for a protein of 1216 amino acids. Gene Ontology annotation, biological process: protein localization to plasma membrane. Gene Ontology annotation, cellular component: plasma membrane. NCBI's taxonomy places the organism in Eukaryota, Fungi, Ascomycota, Dothideomycetes, Botryosphaeriales, Botryosphaeriaceae.